Syngnathus typhle (broad-nosed pipefish) is the source of this 7268-nucleotide messenger RNA. RefSeq names its product zinc finger DHHC-type palmitoyltransferase 14 (gene zdhhc14). Gene Ontology annotation, molecular function: protein-cysteine S-palmitoyltransferase activity. The transcript is spliced from 13 exons. Lineage: Eukaryota; Metazoa; Chordata; Actinopteri; Syngnathiformes; Syngnathidae. Bases 535 to 2070 code for a protein of 511 amino acids. Gene Ontology annotation, cellular component: endoplasmic reticulum; Golgi apparatus. Gene Ontology annotation, biological process: peptidyl-L-cysteine S-palmitoylation; protein targeting to membrane. The record is from RefSeq and is a predicted model, not a curated record.
GAGGGAGGAGCUGGCUGGGAGGCUCCGCUCUACUCCCUUGGUGAUGGUGCUAGCGAGGGUGGCACUUCAGCCCGCGUACCGGGACACAAAUGUGAACGGAACGCUUCGUCCACCAGAUCGUUUGAACUCUCAUUUUGGGAACGUCCAACUUUUUUAUUUAACACUCCAUGGAAUGCUGACGAUUUGUGGUGGAGCAUUGAGGGUCGUUUUGGGGAAACGCUGGCGCUUUUGUGGACCCGCCGCCGGAGGCUAGUCUGGAUGCUGGAGCUCGCCUGCGAGCACCCCGGCCGUGUAUGUCGUCUUUUUCCUCGGAUUUGCCUUCGAGGUUCUUCGACGGCCAACUCCACACUCAACCAUCUCAACUUCUAAAAUGGUGUGUUUCACCUUGUCCUCUGCUCGGUUUAAACAUGGAUAAGACAGGGAGGAGCAGCGACGACGUGACAACAAUCAGACACGACGAUCGGCGUUACUUUCCCUCGUGGCGGCUCUUCUAGCCUGGGAUUCUCUCGAUAAGGGCAUUUAAAAGAGCAAUUGAUGCAUCUUGGAGUGUCCGAGUCAAUGAGAGAGUGCGAGUACAGCCAAAUAAGCACUCGCAGCUCCACUCCAAUGGAGACCCCUUUCAAGAAGAAGACCCCCAAAAAGAGGAAGUGGGAAUCCUUCCCUGGUCGGAAUAAAUUUUACUGCGAUGGGAGGAUAAUGAUGGCCAAGCAGACAGGGGUUUUCUACCUCACCCUUGUCCUUAUUCUUGUCACUUGUGGACUUUUCUUCACCUUUGAUUGCCCAUUCCUGUCUGAGCAUUUGACGCCGGUUAUCCCAGUGAUCGGAGGAGUGCUUUUUGUCUUUGUGCUGGGAACACUGCUGAGAACCAGCUUCAGUGACCCAGGGGUGCUGCCUCGGGCCACUCCAGAUGAAGCAGCCGACCUGGAGAGGCAAAUAGAUGUGGCGAAUGGCAGCACAGGCUACAGGCCACCACCCAGGACUAAGGAGGUCGUCAUCAAUGGCCAAACUGUCAAGCUGAAGUACUGUUUCACUUGCAAAAUCUUCAGACCUCCACGUGCCUCUCACUGCAGCCUCUGCGAUAAUUGUGUGGAGCGUUUUGACCACCACUGUCCCUGGGUGGGGAACUGCGUGGGAAGGAGGAACUACCGCUUCUUCUACAUGUUCAUCCUUUCGCUGUCCUUCCUCACCAUAUUCAUCUUUGCCUUUGUUAUUACACACAUCAUUUUACGUAGCUCUCAUCGAGGUGGAUUCCUCAAUGCCCUUAAAGCUAGCCCAGCCAGCGUGUUGGAGGUGGUGGUGUGUUUCUUUUCUGUGUGGUCUAUCGUUGGCCUUUCAGGCUUCCAUACGUAUCUUAUCAGCUCCAACCAGACCACCAAUGAAGACAUAAAAGGUUCAUGGUCUUCUAAAAGAGGGAAGGACAACUAUAAUCCAUACAGCCAUGGCAACAUAGUCACCAAUUGCUGUGCAGCGCUGUGUGGCCCUCUGCCACCGAGUCUCAUUGACCGACGUGGCUUCAUCCAGCUGGACACGCCACAGCUGGCACCGCCAACCAAUGGCAUCACUGUGUACGGUUCCACACAGUCUCAACAGAGCCACAUGUGUGACCAAGACCAGUGCAUUCAGAGCACUAAAUUCGUUUUGCAGGCCGCUGCCACGCCUCUCCUCCAGCAGCAGAGCAGCGAGCCAGUCAUCAUGACGGCCUCCCCGGAAAACGGAGUAUCCCUCCCGAGCCGCACCUCACUCGGGCUGGGUGGUCCUUGCGCUUCACUGCCCCUCGGACAGCCCACGCCACCGACUUCCACGGCCAGCCUUAGCUGCCAGGAGGCCACCAACAUGCUGCCCAUUCACACACGCGGCCACUCGCACAACCACAGUCGCCCCCUCCAGGAGCAGGUUGCACAUCACCACUUUCUCACACCAGAGGACAUACCCUCACCCCCAGGUUUGCUUCCCUGCAACAGCCCCCUGGGUCACAGCCACACUGUGCAGGCCGGCUUUUACAAUCCGGCCAGCCAGGACUCGCUGCACGAGGAUUCUGUCAGAGGACUGGUCAAACUCAGCUCUGUCUGAUCACAAAACUGAAACUACCCCAAAAACGUGCCACUUUCUGACAAGGGAGCACUCACGAUGGAUUUCAGGUUCCCACCAAUGCCAUGGUUGGAAGUCAGAACCUGAUGAGGGACCUGGACACCACCUAAGUGGGACCAAGCCACUUCAGUCGACAUCUUGCCAAACCUCUCUGCUGUGUUGCCACACUUGACUCUCUCUGUACGUGGGAAAUCUUUCCCUCCUCUGAUGUGCGCAAGGGUUUGCUUUCCAAAGUGGUUUUGUCUGUUAGACGCAGACAUUUCAAGCAAAAAAAAAAAAAGGGACAGUUUUGAGGGGUCUUGACAUUUUUGGUCAAAAAUCUGAAUUUCUGUCGGUCUCACUGUUCGUUGGGGGUUUUUUUUCCCCAUGAGAUUGUCUUAAGUUUGGUUUAUGUUUGACACAUUUGUGAGGUCCACACAGUGAAAUUACAUCAGCAACCACAGUUCUGCUUGCAGGUGCACCAACAAAAAUUUGUAACCUCGUAGAUGGUUCUCCACCGGAAAACAUGGCGGAUGAACAAGAGCUGUUCACAGUACUCUUGACAUUCUGCCUCUGUUUCAUUCUUUUUUUUUUAAAUUAUGUAUAUGGUUCCCCCUUAUACAUAUUUUUACACUUAUAUUUUUUUUAUUGUUCCUGUAAAUUUUAUUUAAAAUAAUAAGAAUAUUAUUUCUUCUAUUGUGGUGAAGUGUUCUUCAUAUGCCAUAGAUGCUCUUCACUGCCCCCUUUGGUGUAGGAGAAUAUCGACUAACAGUAGGGUCAAGCCACACAGAGUAUAAAUGCUGCAAAAGUCGGGGGCUUGAUUUCACACGUCUCAUUUUGCACAAAACGUACACACGUCAAGCAUAAACCAAACUUUACACCUAUUUGCCUGUUGUUAAUUGGACAGCAAUUUUUUGUACACUCAGCGGUGACAAUGGUUGAUGUCACUCUAUUGCAUAUCAUUCAACUUUUUUAUGUCUGGAGUGUAAUGACAGUUGUAUUGUACCGAGGUUAUCAAAAAAAAAAAUUCCUGUGGAUAUAAAUAAAAUCACUUUUUACCAGAUGCCAAACUGUUGAAGUUCCUAACCUGUGCAGUGAGAACUUGAAAUUAAUGCUUUGUUGUGAACCAAUUAGUGUGAUGAUGGGCACACGUCAUGGAGGGCCUUCUCCCUUCAAUAAUCCAUCAUUAUUCAGUCUCACUAUUUCCGUUUACUGAACCAGUUGUCUAUUAGAGUGUAGUACACGUCUGACACCUUGUGGUUGAAUGCACGAGGUGCAAUUUGGCUUUGUACUAGUAUUUGAAUAAAGUCCCACACAAAUCUUAUUUUGUAAAAAUUGGUGCGUCCAUAACGUAAAAAAACGCAUUUACUGUUUAAAUCUUUGCUCAUAAAUUUUUUUAUCAAAUCCGUAUUAAUAUUACAUAUGGUCCCCUUUGCAGCAGUGGAAAGAAAUAAGACAUUUUUUAUUACUGCUUUGUACAAAGGUGAUCAACCAUGUGUGAAUGUGAACUGUGACGAACAUUGUUCCCUUUUUAUUGAAGUAUUAAAUCAACCCAAGGUCUUGCAAAUAAGGAACCAACUAUUACUCCACAUCUUUGUUUUCUUUGCUCAACAAUAGACAUCUUGAACGAAAACGCAACAAUACUUGCUAAAAACAGUUCGGCGAGUCAGCCCGAAAAUCGAGACUUGAGAAGGAAUCAGAUUAGAAUCAGAUAAGCCUGCAGUCUGAACACAUCUUAAAAGACUGAAGUCACAUCAACACAACUUCUAAAAUAAAUGUGUGUGAUGAAACUCAAGUAAAGCAACUGUCUAGAUCACCACAGUUUGACAUCCAUAAGCUCCAGGUCUCCCAUUAUCUCCAGCAGGUCGAUGGUGCUCAGGUCCUGAACCCGGUGUUUAAACUCAAACAAGUGCAAGCCGUUCACCGCCAGCUUGAACUGAUGUGCCUGGCAGAGGAGGAGAAUCUGUCAACAAAAGAAACAUUUGUCAAGCCUUUUAUUUUUCAAGAAAUACAACAGUGUAGUUUACCUCAAAAUACUCUCCAGGAGAAAAAGGGAAAAAGACCAACUCCCUCUCCUCCUGACCCCAGGAUUCAUUCAGGUAUGAGUUCCUGAUGAAUGUGCUGGAUUUCAUGCGAGGGUUCAGGUGAAGAGCAAUGCUCUCUGUUCUGCUGUUGCAGAGGUUCACUGUAACACUGCAAGACAUUUAGAGCAGAGCUUUACGCAAUUGGUCAGCAGCAGCAGCAGACCAUUUUGCCUUUUCUGACAAAGAUUGACAACAUGCAGUGUUACCUGUGAGGAUACAUGCUGAUCUGUCCUUUGAUGGUUAUGUGCUGCCCAGGGCUCAGGCCUUUUAGUAUACUGCCUUUGUAAGGGAGGCUCUAAGGGCAGUCGGACAACAAUUGCUUGCUUGACAGCAGCAUGCAUACAAACAUAAUCAAGCCAAAAACUCUUGUACCGUAUUUUUCGCACUGUCGCUUCAUAGUGUAAAUCUCAUUUUGGGGGGGGAAAUUAUUUUACACAAACCAAGAAGAGUAGAGCUCCGACUCAUACCCAAAAUCCCCGUUCCCGAAUAGUGGGUGCAUACAGAAAUGUACUUGGCGGCAAGCUAAACUAGCAAUAGCUCACGCUCAUUCAUUGCCAUGACUACUACUUAUUUUUUUUCCCUCCUUUGACUGUCGUUUGGCAGUUACCAAAUACUUUAAACAAUUAAGGAAUGAGGGUUUUGGGUGCCAGUCUUAGCUCUAAUUUGAAUACACACAAGUUGUAGUUGAGUGAAAGAGCAAACCACAAAAAAGAAAGUGUGACUUAGAGUCCGAAAAAUACGGUAAUUGUGAAGUAGUACAAAAGGGAGUGUCUUUUCCUGUGUUUUGGAAUAGUUCAUUUCUGUAAAGUGUUAAGAGCUUCAACUUUCAGUAGCAAUUGUGAGCAGUCAGGGAAAAGUAAGUCUUUGGCACUAAGAGAAAAACUCACCAAGUCACUAGACUCUGAGUAUAUUGCCUAAAAGUGACAAAAAAAAAAUUAGUCACAUUAAAGGGAAAGUGAGGUUCUCCAAUGACAAAAACAAACUUACAGAGUUUGGGAUGUAGCCUAUAGCCUGCACUUGGACCUUCCCAGACACAGAAAAUGUGUUGAUCCUAUUUAGUGGGAUUCUAUGUUUGUAUUCCAGGAGGUGAGCUCCGUUUACUGCUACCUGUUGGUAAAACAACAAAAAAAGCCAUCUCAAAGCAAAAAAAGUGUGCUACAUUGAGGAACAUUUGAUAAGCCUAUCUGUAUCAUGGUUGAAGCUGUCCCUAUUUCUGGCAUCUCUGACCUUGAAAGUGUCCUUGUGCACCAGGAUGAUGGUUUCGAACGGGGCCCCGCGUUUAUAGGGCAGCUGUUGCAGGGUCUCCUCUUGGCCCCAGCUCUCCUGCAGCAGGGAGUUGCAUCGCACGCAGGGCGAGCCCUUGAAGUGAGCGCUGAAGUGCAAGGCCACGUCAGAAGGCGGCUUGGUACUGCCGCCACAGGAUAGGUCAAUCUGGAACCUCAAGAGACCAUGCACGCCAAGGCAUUACACAUCUAAGAUAUUAUAUAUUAUUUAGAUAUUUACACAUGGUUUGUCUUGGUCUAGUUUUUUUUUUUGGAUCACAAAAUAUGGCAUCUGAACAGGACUGUGCUGACCUUUGACAUUCACUAUUUUUGUGUACAUACUGAGUGAAGAUUCUUUCAGUUCCUCAGACUGUCGAGGACUUAGCUACUGUACUACACAUUUCUGUGACGUCUGUCACAGGCAGAACAAUUAAAUGCUCACCCACUAGAUGGCAGAAGUUAGUUAAUCUGUGUAACCACCGGAGACAUUUUUGUUUCAUAGUGUGCCUUGAAAUGGUUGUGUUUGCUUCAACGCUUGGCUAUUGAAACAAUUGAUUUGAGUUUGUGUGUGUGCAUCUAAAUGCACCUGUUGUGUUUGUCACAGCUCACCUGUCAGCAUUUGAUAGUACAGUGCCCUGAAUGAUGAUGGUCUCUCCAGGGUGCAGGCCUCCAGGAAUAGAUCCUGUAUAUGGGAUCACCUGAGGUAGACAGGUUAGACCACUUAAUAUUGGGGAAAUAACAAAAUACACAGCUAUUAGCGUUAUUGGCAACAAGACUAGUAUGUAUCUGCGUCUAGUGAAUCUUAAAGCAAACACUUCCCACUUAUCAUAUUUGAUCUAAUAUCUGGUAGCCGUACUGGGACAUAAACUUGCAACAAUAACAAUAAUAUAGGCAUUACGCAUCUCACCGGCUUCAGGACACUUAGCUUCGCGUUUGCCACCGACAUUGAGCUUCCUGUGUCGGUCUGCAAACAACUGCUUCAAGACAAAACAAUGGAGCGAAUUAAGUUAUGCGAUCAAAAUCACCCCUUAUCUCACCCAGCGCUAAAUUGAGAUCACAGUCGUGCAAAUUGACGCCAUGCAAGCUUCCAGAGACACGCAUGCGCACAUCUGACACGUGACCGGAAGCGCUUGUUAAAACAACAAAAUCUGUGUGGAACAGCAGUCAACUAGAAGUGUGAUUUGAAAGACACAAUUGAAUCGAAUUGUUGAAAUGGCACUCAUUCUAAAGGAAGCCAAACUGGGACCACCCAGCUCGCCCCUUGCCCCCCCCUGUUGCGACACCACAUUGACAGUCCUCCGAGCCAAUGAGCUUUGUCUGGUGUUUCUGACCAAUUGGAUUCGCUAGCCAUACCGUUAUAAAUGCCUGGCAAGGCAGCUCGUGUUUAAUGUGAACAUUUCAGGUCAAGACAAGGCGUUUUUCCAGCCCUGAAAACAACACAAAGAAAAUGGGAUUGCUUUCAGCACUGGCUGUUGCUGCAGGCGUAGCGGGUGCAGCAGGAGGAGCUAUUAUUUUUGCUCCCAUUGCUGUUGCCACUAUUGGCUACACAGCUGCAGUGGGCGUCACUGCUGUGGUCAACGCUGGAGUAGCGACAGGCACAGCAGCAGCAGCAGGUUCAGCAGCCGCUGCAAGCGCUCCUGUCGCAGGCUUUGUGAUGGCUCUCUUCUGAAUCCUUAACACCUAAAACUUGUCCACUACUUCAAAGAAUACAGUAUAUGUUACAAACUCAGUGCCAUGUGGUGCUGAAAUGCACACUUAAAUUUAUGAUAGAUUUGUGUUAAAGUAAUUGCCAAGAGAAUGUUGAAGAUUGUUUUCCUUGCAUUUCAAUUUGACUAAAUAAAUGGCUUCCUAAGUU